GCCGCAUCUUGCAUAAGAUUAUCAGACAACAGCUGAUUCGCGGGAUAUAUCGCCCACCGCGGCUCGCGGCUCCCAUCAGUAUCAAUUCGUCCACGCUCUGCAUCUGCGCGCCAUGGUCUGCAACGACGCUCCAGCCAGAACGACAGUGCUGCUAGCUGCCGUGUGGGUGACGGCGUUCUGCCAGCAGUUCCCGGGUGUCAGAGACUGCGCACUUGUACUACCGGACCCCCAGAGACCCGGCUUCAAUGGUAUCGAGGGUUCGGAUGUUCGGCCAGGAUGCAUAACGUACGAAUCGGUGAACGAAGCGUUUCUACAAGCCCGCGAGAAGGCGGGUCUCCGCCGCCCACCCCACACGACGACAGUGUUCACCCUGGCUCAGCUGGGGUCAGCGCUUCAGGAAACGACGCGCCUUUUGGCAGACAGGUUCCGCCUGUCUCGCGAUGACGUGGCUCUGGGUCUGCCUCGCAUCAACACCCUGAGGACUGACAUCGCAGAUUUCUGCCCCCGAUCUCACCGCACUGACCGACCCUGCAGGGCGACUCGCUACCGCCGGCAUGAUGGUGGCUGCAACAAUCUCCAGCACCCCACCUGGGGCUCCGCACUCCUCCCCUUCAAGAGGCUCCUGCCACCUGUGUACGCCGAUGGUGUGAGCGAGGUGCGGGCGGAUCGCGAGGGCUUCUCCCUUCCUAACCCCCGCGUGGUGUCAGCUCACGUGCACAGAGACGAGGGCACUCACGAUCGCGCCGUUUCCCUGAUGUUCGCAGCCUGGGGUCAGCUGGUGGACCACGAUCUCACCUUCACCGCAGAGACCAAAGAUCCGAGUGAUCUGCGAGAACCGAACUGCUGCGGGUCUGGAAGACCUCGCCACCCCAACUGUCUGCCGGUGUCUCUGCCCCCGGACGAUCACUUCUUCCGCCUCAACAAACAGGCGUGUAUGAACAUGCUGAGGUCCCUGGCGGGAGUCAGGAGCGACUGUCGGUUGGGUCCCCGAGCUCAGACCAACACCGCGACGGCCUACAUCGACGGAAACUUCGUGUACGGAUCGAACGUGCGACUGGCAGACGAGUUGCGGCUCCUGAAGGGAGGCUUGCUCAAGACGCUGCCCGCGUUUAGCGACCUGGGGCUCAAGGACCUCAUGCCGCUCAAGCUGCAGUUCCCCGAUGACGGCUGUAUCCGCAGUAGCCCCGACAUCUACUGUUUCCUCGCAGGCGAUAACCGCGCGAAUGAGAACAUGGCUCUGGCUGUGCUCCAUACGAUGCUGGUAAGGGAGCAUAACCGGAUCGCAUCAGAGCUGAGCGAAAUUAACCCCGCCUGGGAUGACGAGAAGCUUUAUCAGGAAACACGGCACAUCGUGGCCGCGUUGGUGCAGCACAUCACGUUCACCGAGUUCCUGCCGAUGCUACUCGGCAAGGAGACCGUGCAGAAGUACGACUUGGUGCCAGAAUCGGAGGGCUACUGGGACGGGUACGCCCCUGACGUGGACGUCACCAUCCCUUCAGCCUUCUCUACGGCUGCUUUCAGGUUUGGCCAUUCUUUGCUGCCGAGCGUCCUGGAGCGAUGGAGCCCCAACCAUGUCCGAAUAGGUGCCCUUAGGCUGAGCGAGACGCUGAAGAGACCGUUCGACCUGUACAAACCAGGAUGGUGUGACCAGUAUGUCAUCGGACUUGUCAACCAAGUGGCGCAGGCCAUGGACCAAGGGGUCACAGAGGAGCAUCACGAUAUAAGGCGUUUAGGUGGUGUGGAUAGCAAAGCUCCACACCAGAUGAAGGCGAGUGGUCAUUUUCAUAUUGUGGCGUCAGUAUUCCCAGUGCACGCUGGUUUGAUUACAACCACUCUACAGAAGGGGCAUGUGGCAACAAGUACAAAAAUAAACUUGGUUGGAAAUGAAAGAGUUGUGACAACUUUUCAGGAAAACAAUUUCUCUUUUAAUUCCAAAGGUGCCCUUAGGCUGAGCGAGACGCUGAAGAGACCGUUCGACCUGUACAAACCAGGAUGGUGUGACCAGUAUGUCAUCGGACUUGUCAACCAAGUGGCGCAGGCCAUGGACCAAGGGGUCACAGAGGAGGUGACAAACCACUUGUUCCAGCAGCCCUCUCACCGGUAUGGGAUGGACCUGGUGUCCCUGAACCUGCAGCGAGCUCGGGAGCACGGAGUGCCAGGGUACAAUAAUUACCGGCGCCUUUGCGGGCUGCAGCCCCUGCACCACUGGGCCAACAUGCAGCACGCACUGUCCAAUGAAACCGUACGACGCUACCAGGAUAUCUAUCGUCACCCAGACGAUGUGGAUUUGUGGUCUGCUGCUAUAUCAGAGCACCCAAUGCCAGGAAGUUUGGUCGGUCCAACCUUUAACUGUAUUAUUGCCCGGACAUUUAAGGAUCUACGACGUGGUGACCGCUUUUGGUACGAAAACUCUGGUUGGCCCAAUUCCUUUACACCUGAACAGUUGCAAGCAAUCCGACAGGUGAAGUUGUCCCGGUUGUUAUGUGACGCGAGCGAUAACCUGGAGACCAUCCAAGUGUAUGCAAUGGUGCUACCAGACUUUCAUACGAACCCUCGAAUCUCAUGUAGAAGUCGUGUCUUGCCAAGAUUAGACCUGACAAUGUGGAGGGACACAACUAGUCAACUGUCAUUGCCUCAAGUGCCCCUAGUUGAGGAUGGAGAUGACAGCAAUUCCGUGGAGCUACCAUUGGUACCAGAAGGUAAAUCAUCAAGAAUUCAAUUCCCAGACACUCCAUUUCUUUUUGAUAUAUUUAAAAAGUAGUCUACUUGUUACUAGUUACCGCUCAGAAACUUUGGUUGGAAUGCCAUAUUGUGGGCAGUGUAAUUUAAUAAGAUUGCAGAUGUUUGUAUGACUGGUCCCCUCUUCCGCUGAGCAAAGGGCAUUAAGAGGAGGUACGAAAACUUGCAGAAGAUAAUCAACAAAUAAAUUAUAAAAUUUCUAUGUACUGAAAUUAUAUUUUGAGCUUGUAAACAGAACAUGCUACGAA
This is a messenger RNA of Zootermopsis nevadensis, 2987 nucleotides long. Lineage: Eukaryota; Metazoa; Arthropoda; Insecta; Blattodea; Termopsidae. The record is from RefSeq and is a predicted model, not a curated record.